UCUCAGCUCGAAAGGACCGCUGGCGCUGAGUGACAGGAUGGAGGACAUCUGUUCUGAACUCACUGCACCCGCUACUUCAGUGUCUGCUUGUACUUUGGAAGUUCUGCGCGUCUUUUGACAAAAACUAGACAGUCGGGGGAAUGAUAUACAAACCUCUGUGCUCAUAUUGUUUUGACACUCGUGAAGGUUUGCAACAUGCAGAGUGUGUUGUAAAACUUAAACACCGGGUGAUUGGGAGGUGUUUUUAUUUUCCACGUGGAUUCAUCGACAGCGUUGUCGCCUUUUUUCCAACAAACUGCGAAGCUGUCAGUGGACUGUGUAGUUGGAGAAAAGGACGGAACACGAUGCAAACCCGAUUUCCAAGUGCUGCUGUCCCCCCCGAACAUGUGCAACACGUUACCGCCCGCACACACCAUCCCACUGACCAACAUUAACCGCGUCUGAAUCUGGUUGAAACAUGUUUAUUUUGUGGGUCCCCGUUAGUUUAUUCCUCGGCUUCAUAAUUUCUCAGACGUGGAGCGUUCAGAUGUCGUGGGAUAACUGGAACGCCGAGCUGCGCAACCGAGGGAAUGAGUAUGAUAAACAGAGCUCUAAGCCGCACAUCAUUUUUAUCCUGGUGGAUGAUCAAGGCUUUCGGGAUGUUGGGUACCAUGGCUCCGAGAUCAAAACCCCGACUCUGGACCGGCUGGCAGCUCAGGGGGUCAAACUGGAGAAUUAUUAUGUGCAGCCCCUCUGCAGCCCGUCUAGGAGCCAACUCAUGACCGGCAGGUAUCAGAUCCACACAGGCCUUCAGCACUCCAUCAUCCGAGCUACCCAGCCCAACUGCCUACCCCUGGAAAAUGUCACCCUGCCCCAGAAGCUCAAGCAAGCGGGCUACUCCACCCACAUGGUGGGUAAGUGGCACCUUGGCUUCUACAAGCGUGGCUGCCUGCCCACAAAGCGUGGCUUUGACACUUUCUUCGGUUCCCUGCUCGGAAGCGGGGACUACUACAGUCACUAUAAAUGUGAAGGGCCUGGUAUGUGUGGCUAUGAUUUGUAUGAAGGGGAAGAGGCAGCUUGGGAACAGGAUCGUGGCUUGUAUUCCACCGUGAUGUUUACUGAAAAGGCUAUCAACAUCUUAGCCAAUCACAAUCCUCGCAGACAACCCUUGUUUCUAUACUUAGCAUAUCAGGCGGUUCAUUCCCCACUUCAGGUUCCUGCCCGCUACCUCGAGCGCUACAAGGGUAUUCCAAACUUGCAUCGUCGUAAAUAUGCUGCCAUGGUGUCCUGCCUGGACGAAUCGAUCCACAACCUUACGUUAGCGCUAAAACGCUAUGGUUAUUAUGACAACACAGUUAUAGUGUACUCCUCAGAUAACGGAGGUCAACCUUUAGCAGGUGGAAGCAACUGGCCCUUGAGGGGGAGUAAAGCCACCUACUGGGAAGGGGGGAUUCGGGCGGUGGGCUUUGUUCACAGUCCCCUUUUGGUAAACAAAGGGACAAAAUGUCGAUCUUUGGUCCACAUCACUGACUGGUUCCCUACUCUGGUGACCCUGGGUGAAGGGACUUUAGACGAAGAUCUAAAUCUGGACGGGUACGAUGUCUGGGAGGCUAUCAGUGAAGGCCGCCCAUCUCCUCGCCAGGACAUUCUUCACAACAUUGACCCAAUCUAUAUCAAAGCCAAGAACGGUUCGUGGAAGGCCGGGUAUGGCUUAUGGAACACAGCCAUCCGAGCAGCGAUCCGGGUGGGCCACUGGAAGCUCCUGACGGGUGUCCCCGGUUACAGCGACUGGGUGCCCCCGCAGACCUUCUCCAACCAGCGACUAACCAAUCGUUGGCAUAAUGAGCGUGUACGUUGGGACCGGGGUAAGUCCAUCUGGCUGUUCAACAUCACAGCCGACCCUUAUGAGAGAGUGGACUUGUCCCAACGAUACCCUCACUUAGUGAAGAAGAUGCUAAUACGGCUAGCGCGGUACAACAAGACUGCAGUGCCUGUACGCUACCCGGCUAAAGACCUGCGCUCCAACCCUCAAUACAAUGGGGGCGUCUGGGGACCCUGGUACAAAGACGAGAGGGGGGAGCCAGAGGAGGAUGAGAGAUACAAUAACUUGUUCAUCAACCAUCUUGGAAAAAGAAGGUGGAAAAAGAAAUCAAAGAACAGAAAGUUGAAAAGGAAGGUAGAAGAGUAGCCUACCCCAUUUGUGAAAAACUUUUCUCAGGGAUUGACACUUCUCCUUUCAGGAUUGUUCUCUUCAGACGAUCUAAAUCCAGUUAGAUUUAACUUGAAUCUACUAUACUGUAUGAAAAACUAUGGGAAUGAAACUUGUGAAAUGCUUCAAGAGAAUAAGAAAAAACAUCCUCUCAUUCAAACACUGUUGUCAUGCCCAGACACAACUAAGACCUCAUGUUAAUGUUAGGGGCAUUUAAAGAAUGUUACUUUUUCUAGAUUGAUUUGCAUGCUUGAACUGUUGUCACCUUUUGAUUGUUCUUAGACAGUUGCCAUACAUUUUGGGGACAGAGAAAUAAAGUAAGACAUAGCUCUAUUAUGUUGGUGAUAGCAACGAUACAGUAUCGUGGAAACGGAUGUAGGAUUUAUGUAAAGUGAUAUUGAUGUAUGUUAGUUUAUUAAGCACAGUCUGUCUAAAACUUUAGAAUAAUAGAUUUUGUUCCCUCUUUUAGAUGAUGUCUGGUCUGGCUCAAGGCCGACCUGAAUGUAAGACAAGCUAACAAAAUAAAAGCCCCAGACAAAAAGCUCUUGGUUUCCAACAAUCUUUUAGGCUCUGUCUGGUUUGAGUUAAACCAGCCAGAUUAACU
Molecule: messenger RNA, 2792 nt
Organism: Cottoperca gobio
Lineage: Eukaryota; Metazoa; Chordata; Actinopteri; Perciformes; Bovichtidae
Gene: arsj
Product: arylsulfatase family, member J
Molecular function (GO): sulfuric ester hydrolase activity
Source: RefSeq, a predicted model, not a curated record